This is a messenger RNA of Acaromyces ingoldii, 1927 nucleotides long. RefSeq lists its product as hypothetical. The transcript has a single exon. The record is from RefSeq and is a predicted model, not a curated record. Lineage: Eukaryota; Fungi; Basidiomycota; Exobasidiomycetes; Exobasidiales; Cryptobasidiaceae. The coding region runs from base 89 to 1747 and encodes 552 amino acids.
GACCCCCUUUCCUUUCCCUCUUUCCUUGGCCGUGUCUCUCACCUUACCGACGCUCUUUUGCUACCCCACGCUCUUUACAAACUUCACCAUGAAGACCUUCCAAGUUGCUGCCUUUGGCGCAACCCUCCUGCUGGCUUCGACUGCCUCGGCGCAGGGCCUCGUCGGCCUGGGCGACAAGACGGACGGAGAUCUCGUCGCGAGCACGGCAAAGGACGCGCCCAAAGAGGCUGUACAGCUGGCCGCUGGCGCGGCCCUCGGCAUCGUCGGUGGCGACGUCAAGGAGGUGCAGACGCUUGCGUCCGAGGGCGUCAAUGCCGUCCACGUUGCCGGCUCGCUUGUCCCCGAUAAGUCGGCCGGUCAGAUCCUUCAGCGCCGCGAGGGCGAGGGCGACGACCUCAACCUCGAGGACGCCCUUGCCCCGCUUACCGCCAUCACGGACAAAUUCACGGGCUCCGCCAUCAAGACUCGUGACGGCGACCUUGGCUCCAAUGUGGUGACUGACACCAUUGACGAGGUCACGGGUCUCCUUGGACUCGACGGCCUUGCCUCGGAGGUGCACAAGAGGGCCGAUACUGGCGCUGAUGAGCUCACCGGCGUCCUCAGCACAGUUGAGGGUCUCCUUGGCGUCAACGCCGAUAGCAGGAAGCGCGCUGACACCGGCGCUGACGCGCUUACGGGUGCUCUCGACACGGUUGAGGGUCUCCUUGGCGUCAACUCCAAGGGCAGGAAGCGCGCUGAUCCCGGCGCCGAUGAGCUCACGGGUGUCCUCAACACGGUCGAGGGUCUCUUUGGCGUCAACGCCGAUAGCAGGAAGCGCGCUGACGCUGGCGCUGACGCGCUCACGGGUGCUCUCGACACGGUCGAGGGUCUCCUCGGCAUCAACGCCGAUAGCAAGAAGCGCGCUGACGCCGGCGCCGACGAGCUUACGGACGCCCUCAAGACGAUCGAAGGCCUUCUCACCACCAAUGUCGGACAAAGCAAGCGCGCCGAUGCCGGUGCCGACGAACUCACGGGUGCCCUCAAGACGAUUGAGAGUCUUCUCAGUGCCAACACUGACCAAGUGAAGCGCGCCGACGCCGGUGCUGAUGAGCUCACGGGAGCCCUCAAGACCGUUCAGGGUCUCCUCGGCAUCAACACCGCACGAAGGAGCGCCGAUGCAGGUUCCGAUGAGCUGACGGGCGCAGUCAGCACCAUUACAAAGCUCGUCGGCCUCAACCUCGGCGAGAGGAAGAAGCGCGACAAGGUCGAGGGCUACCACAACAACUCGCCCCUCUUCUUUGCUAGCGUGUCCGACGCCGCCGGAAAGCUCGUCAAGAUGGUCGGACAGGGCCUGCCCAACGACGUGCCUACGACGAGCAAGCGUGUCGUCGACGAGCUCGAGACGGCCUUUGUCAAGCGUGCUACCCACACAGAGUCUUCGCCACUGACCGACUACGAGAAGAAGCUGUCUGCGGCCUUUGGAAAGUACACGGCUGCCGUCAAGGACCUCCUGCCCGCGCUGCCCGAAACGCCCGCGGCCAAGCGCGAUGCCGGUGUCGACGACAACGCCCUCACGGACCUUGCCAAGGCUUUCCUCGACGAGCUCCACGCCAGGGACCUCGUCCUGCCCCCCCUCGAGAUCCUCCCCGGUUCCGGCCCUAAGGCCAACGCGUUUGCACAAGAAGCCAAGGAAGGGCUGACCAAGGCUUGGGAGUCGCUCCACAUCGCCAAGCGCCACCAGAAGAUGUCAAAGCAGCGCAGGCAUUGAUUGACCAGCGCUUUUCUCCCUCUUUCCUUCCCUCUAAUUACCCUUUCCACUUCAUCAUAGCCAAUACUUCGUGUCCAUCACUUUUUUUCCCCGCAUUUCCUUUUUCAGCUUCAGCACGGGUCCGUGGAUACCAUGGACCUACCUUUUACACUUCAAAAUAUGAUCGUCUUGUUUGACACA